Messenger RNA from Gekko japonicus, 1806 nucleotides. It is a transcript of the gene CPTP, whose product is annotated as ceramide-1-phosphate transfer protein. NCBI's taxonomy places the organism in Eukaryota, Metazoa, Chordata, Lepidosauria, Squamata, Gekkonidae. Gene Ontology annotation, biological process: intermembrane lipid transfer; ceramide transport. The transcript has 3 exons. Gene Ontology annotation, cellular component: cytoplasm; cytosol; membrane. Gene Ontology annotation, molecular function: ceramide 1-phosphate binding; ceramide 1-phosphate transfer activity. The record is from RefSeq and is a predicted model, not a curated record. Bases 45 to 689 code for a protein of 214 amino acids.
UAGCUGAAGUUGGGAAGGAGGAAGCGGCUGUUGGGAGCUUCAUCAUGGCUAACGGUGAAGACGGGUGUUGCCUGAAAGACGUGCUGGUCACGUUCCAGUCCUGCCUCAAUGACCAGCAAGAAAUCUUAAUGGAUCCUUACGUAGCAGGCUGGAAAGGACUAGUCAGGUUCCUCAACAUCUUGGGCACCAUCUUCUCCUUCGUUUCCAAAGAUGCGGUGGCCAAGAUCCAGAUCAUGGAGAACUACCGCAGCAGCGAUCAAAAGGACCAAUACUCGACGCUUCAUUCCAUGGUGAAGUACGAACUAGCCAGCAACUUGGUGGAUUUGAAAAAGCCCGGAGACCAGCCGCCCUCGGGCUGCCGGACAAUCCUGCGUCUUCACCGCGCCCUCCGCUGGCUGCAGCUGUUCUUGGAGGGCCUGCGGACCAGCUCGGAGGACUCCAGCGCGUCGGCCCUGUGUACGGAAGCGUACAAUGCCUCCUUGGCCAAGUAUCACCCAUGGAUUAUCCGAAAGACGGCCCUCCUGUCUUUCUACGUCCUACCUGCUCGGAACACCUUCCUGGAGCUCAUGAACGUGGGCACCCCUGCGGAUGCGGUGGCGAUGCUGGAAGAGGCUUUGCCCAGCAUCGUCAAGGUCUAUGACAUCACAGAAGCACUGUAUGCCCAACACAACCUUCUUGACAUCCCAUAACCGAGUGGGCUAAUAAUCUAUGCUUUCUUGAGUAUCAGUGGUCGGGGUGAGCACAAUCACUGGUGCCCGAGUCCGUGCAUAAACAGGAGACGUGCUGGUACCAAAAUCCAUAGCUUCUCACACUCGGCUCUGUCCUAAAUCUGGUUUCCUAUAGCUGUAAGCUUUCUGUUGUCUGAGUACCUGUUCCGUUUAAUUCAUCUCCAAAGAAACACGACCAGACUCCUGGCCCUCUUGUGACACAGUCGAAAGCAAUCAUCUUCUGCUCUUUUUUUUAAAUUGCAGAACUACAGACCGGACUUCUCAGGGCAUAGAUGGCUUCUGGUCUCGGGUUUAAAUUGUUUGUGCUCUGUCAAUCAAACGCUGUGUAAUCGGGGCUUCACCACAGUGAAAUCAUUGCUUUGCAAAAGUCGGCUCUUUGCAACAAGUUGUUGCAUUUUUUUUAGCAUGGAAACGGGGGGGGGAUGAUGGUCAAAGGGGGCUUAUGUAAUGGCGCGAUCGACAAGGCACACGAGGCGGAAGGUCCCACCGAAAUUCUGUUGGGCCCUGAGACAUACGAAGCUGCGUUACACCCUGGCGGGCCAUGAGACUGCUGCACCCCUUACUGUGUGCUCUGCCUGCUGUUGACUCGAGCAAAAUCCUUUCCCGGCCCUUUUCGUGCAAGAUCCUUUUUAAAUUGGAGGUGCCAGGGAUUGAAUUGGAGACCUUCUGCGUGCCAAGCGGGGUCUCUGAACGAUGAAGCUGUUGCUCCUUGCUCCCCACCCCUGGCUGCGCAGAGGGAUGUGUCGUUCUGGCUUCAGGCAGACAGUCGCACCCCUAAGCCAUUACCGCAAAGGCAGUGUUCUUCUGCAAUUUACAGUAAGGUACCCAAGACCUUCGGCAUGCGGGAUGCUGCUGCUAGGACUAUCAGGGGUGUUGGGAUACCUACAGAGGGAAAGCAGUGCUGGACGUGCUAGAUAACCUCUCUGUAGCACAGAUCCGUCUUCAUUGGAUAAUCGCUGGACAGGACACUGGCCGUGGGGGGGUUUGAGGGCCUGACAGGGUUCAGACGAGGCCUUUCUGCCACCCCCUUGCGCAGAGGCGACAGCACAUCGGUCCCUGGUUCCAGACAAAGGGCCUG